AUGCAUUCCCCCACAAAAACCAUACCGUUGGAACACGUCGUCGUUUUGUGUUCCCUCUUCUUUUUCCCCUUCACGUCUUCCUCCUCCGAUCCAAGAACCGCCGUGUCUGGUCUCUUCUGCGGCGGACGCAGCAAAUCCUCCGCCGAUCCAAACUACAUUCCAACUUUCGUCGAAGAUAUGCAAUCACUCUCCCUGAAACUAACUACACGCCAUUUCGCAACUCAAGCCAUGAACUCCACGCCAUCAUCUUCUAGCUACAAAACCAACUCGACGUCCGUUUACGCACUGGUUCAGUGUCACAAAGAUCUCUCGCCGUCAGAUUGCCAGCUCUGUUACGCGAUUGCACGCACGCGCCUCCCUCGCUGUCUCCCUUCCUCCUCCGCUAGGAUCUUCCUCGACGGUUGUUUCCUCCGUUACGAAACUUACGAAUUCUACCAAGAAUCAGUCUCCGACGCCUCGGACAGAUAUUCAUGUAGCAACGACACCGUUUUAGAUUCUCAGUUCGGGUUUCGAGUUUCGGAAACCGCGGCGAGAGUCGCUGUUAGAAACGGAGGGUUCGGAAUCGCCGGAGAGAGUGGGGUUCACGCGCUAGCUCAGUGUUGGGAGAGUUUGGAAAAGGAAGCUUGUAGGGUCUGUUUGGAGAAAGCUGUCGGAGAAGUGAAACGCUGCGUUUCGAGAAGAGAAGGAAGAGCUAUGAACAGUGGCUGUUAUCUUCGAUUCUCUGAUCAUAAAUUCUAUAAUGCGCAUGGUAAAUUCCAUGGGAUUUUUAACAAAGGAGUCAUUGUGGCUAUUGUCUUGACCAUGUCAGCAUUCGCCAUGCUCAUUUUAUUGGCAACGUAUGUCAUUAUUGUCAAACUAUCAAAGACCAAACAAGAACAAAGAAACCUUGGUUUGGUUUCGAAGAAAUUCAACAACUCAAAGACGAAGUUUAAGUACGAGACUCUAGAGAAGGCAACAGAUUACUUCAGCACCAAGAAACAGCUAGGGCAGGGAGGAAACGGCACCGUUUUCUUAGGAGUCCUCCCAAAUGGCAAGAACGUGGCCGUGAAGAGAUUAGUGUUCAACACGAGAGAAUGGGUAGAAGAAUUCUUCAACGAAGUGAAUCUCAUAAGUGGAAUCGAACAUAAGAACCUCGUCAAGCUCCUUGGUUGUAGCAUUGAAGGACCCGAGAGUCUCUUGGUCUACGAAUACGUCCCUAACAAAAGCCUUGACAACUUUCUCUUUGAUGAGAGUAAAAGCAAGGUUUUAAACUGGAGCCAGAGACUAAACAUAAUCCUUGGAACAGCGGAAGGACUGGCUUAUCUACACGGAGGUAACGGCUCUCCGGUUAGGAUCAUUCAUCGAGACAUCAAAACCAGCAAUGUUCUUCUGGACGAGCAACUCAAUCCCAAGAUAGCUGAUUUCGGUUUGGUUCGAUGUCUCGGUAUAGACAAAACUCAUCUUAGCACCGGCAUCGCAGGAACCUUAGGUUACAUGGCUCCAGAAUAUGUUGUUAGAGGACAGUUAACGGAAAAGGCUGAUGUUUAUAGCUUCGGAGUUCUUGUUCUCGAGAUUGCUUGUGGAGCAAGAAACAACGUUUUCGUGCCAGCGACUGGUCAUCUCCUACAAAGAGUCUGGAACCUCUUUAGACUCAACAGACUGGUAGAAGCCAUAGACCCAUGUUUAAAAGACGAGUUGCUUCAAGUGCAAGGCAACGAAGCAGAAGCUUUUAAAGUACUUUGCGUGGGAUUGUUAUGCUCACAAGCUUCUCCAUCACUGAGACCUUCAAUGGAAGAAGUCAUCCGUAUGCUGACAGAGAGAGAUUACCCUAUUCCAUCACCAACCACUCCUCCGUUCUUGAGGAUUAGCUCUUUAACUACAGAUCCAGAGGGCAGUAGUACUAUAUCUUGUAGCACCAAUAGUACCACGAUGGUCAAAACUGAUCAAGCUUCUUAUACCUCUUCAGAUUAUUCUACAACUCGUGGGAGCUAA
Molecule: messenger RNA, 1971 nt
Organism: Microthlaspi erraticum
Lineage: Eukaryota; Viridiplantae; Streptophyta; Magnoliopsida; Brassicales; Brassicaceae
Source: the annotation of a GenBank genome assembly